This is a messenger RNA of Neocloeon triangulifer, 1321 nucleotides long. It is a transcript of the gene aph-1, whose product is annotated as gamma-secretase subunit Aph-1. Lineage: Eukaryota; Metazoa; Arthropoda; Insecta; Ephemeroptera; Baetidae. The record is from RefSeq and is a predicted model, not a curated record. Bases 181 to 933 code for a protein of 250 amino acids. Gene Ontology annotation, molecular function: protein-macromolecule adaptor activity. Gene Ontology annotation, biological process: Notch receptor processing; protein processing; Notch signaling pathway. The transcript is spliced from 3 exons. Gene Ontology annotation, cellular component: gamma-secretase complex; endoplasmic reticulum; membrane.
GAGAAGAAAACUUUAAUACAAACACCGAAAAAGGCAAGAUAAAAUUUAUGAGAAAAGGUGGAAAUUUCUCCAUUAUCAAUUUGCAGAAGUUUGUAAAUUUUACAGAUUUUAAUCCGUAAUUAAUAGAUUACAAUAAUUAUCUGUCCAAUUCCUUCGGAAGACACGCAAAAUACCUUCAAGAUGACGGUGAUGGAAUUUUUCGGGUGUUCCUUCCUGGCGUUUGGACCUCCGCUGGCCAUGUUCGCCAUCACCAUCGCCAAAGAUCCGAUCAGAAUCAUCAUCAUGAUCGCCAGCGCCUUUUUCUGGCUCGUCUCUCUGCUCCUGUCAUCCAUUCUGUGGUUUGUGGUGAUACCCCUGCGGACGGUGCUCGUCUUUGGUCUGGUGUUCUCGGUGUUUUUCCAAGAACUGUUCCGACUCCUGUUCUACAUGCUCCUGAGAAAGGCCGAGUUUGGCCUCAGAAGGGUGUCCGAAGAGGAGACGCACGUCACAAAUAAUCGACAGGUGCUAGCCUACGUCUCCGGGCUUGGCUUUGGUUUGAUGAGUGGAGCCUUUUCGUUGGUCGACGUCUUGGCCGACGCCACAGGUCCAGGCACGAUGGACCUGUACGACGGCUCGGAAUACUUUUUGGUCAUCUCGGCGGCCACCACCCUGUGCUUCAUCUUGCUUCACACCUUCUGGGGUGUCAUCUUCUUCUCCGCCCUGGACCACAAGGUCAUCUGGCAGGUGGUCUUUGUGGUUGCGGCCCAUCUGGUCACCUCCUGCAUCACCCUGCUCAACCAGAACCAGCACUACGUGCUCACCCUGGUUGGAAUUUACUUGAUUUUGAUCGUCACCACUAUCAUCACCUUCAAAGUGGCCGGCGGCUCGCUGAACAGUCUCAAGAGAGGCCUCAUGUGGCGGCCGGCAACCACCAUCAACGUGACUGCCAACUGAGCUUGGUCUUCUCCUAUUUUGUCUAAACUGAUUCGAACAAGACCAGCUUAAGUGAGUCAACCUUUUUUUUACUUUUUUAGAGAAUCGUUGUUCUCGUCGAUGUUUUACAAGUUCAGAUGUUUCAUUCCGAAGCCAAUAUUAAUUUUAGUCCUUGGAUUUUUGCCCUUCGUUUCGAGUGGCAAGAUCCUGAAGACUGAAUAACAUUUAAAGGUCCUCUACUUAUUUAUAAAUUAUUUCCAAAUUUCCAUUCCCGAUGACAGUAAUUAAAAAUGGUGUAACUUUUAUUGUGUAAUGAUUGCAAAUUUGAAGUGAUAAAAGCAUGAAUGACGAAUGGAUUUUUUGUAAAAAUAAAUUAUCAUUAUUUAUGUAUAAUAAAAAUCUCCAACUU